This is a messenger RNA of Papaver somniferum (opium poppy), 2574 nucleotides long. Its product is annotated as deSI-like protein At4g17486. Gene Ontology annotation, molecular function: deubiquitinase activity. The record is from RefSeq and is a predicted model, not a curated record. Bases 1607 to 2338 code for a protein of 243 amino acids. The transcript is spliced from 8 exons. Gene Ontology annotation, biological process: protein deubiquitination. NCBI's taxonomy places the organism in Eukaryota, Viridiplantae, Streptophyta, Magnoliopsida, Ranunculales, Papaveraceae.
UUUGGAGGAGAAAAAAAAAAGGGUCCGAGGAGAAACCGCAGAUAAGGGCGAUGAUCACAGAUUUUAAUUCUUUUCGAUUCUUUUCCUCAUGUUCUCUUCUCCCUUUGAGAAUCAAAUACAUCGAUCGAGACAGCCUCAUUUAGGAUUUUUUUCAAUUUCAAUUCAAAAGAUUAUCAUCAUAACUUUGUUUGAUUUAUUCACUCCACCCAGACCCAUAACAAACCCCAUCCAAUUCCCCAAAUCCAACCGUCCCCCAAUUUCAAUCUCCAUCAAACCUAAACUAAUAGGAUUAAACAUUCUCCAAUGAAGCAAAGAAAAGAGUGCAAUCUGUAUAGAGACUAGAGAGCUGUAGACCAAGUGAAAUUACAUAGAGCUCUACAGGUCUGUUAAUAACCAAUAUUGCAGGUAACAUUUUUAUUUUGUCCACCUUAGUAAUUCGAGAGACCGUAUUAGGCUGUAUAAACAUAAAUUCCUACAUUUCUUGCAAUUCAGUAUUUACUCAUUUGGCGGUAUUUACUCAUUUGGGCGGCUAACUCAACUAACAUCUAAUUAGAUGAGCCUUUUACUAAGCAUCUGACUAUUCCAUUGAAUAUGAUUGAGUAUUUUGGUGUGUAGUGCAAACAGUUAAAAGCUUUAUUUGUAUUCCAAUUGUUAAUUUGGUUAUUAACUAAUUUUCACAACACCCAUUAUUUUUCAAGAAAAGAGACAAGACUUAAACUAAUGUAGUAGGCUUGGUUUCCAAAGUAAUGAGCUUUAUACUUAAAGUAGCAACAAUAUCUUUGAGCAUUCUCAUGACACCAAACGUGUCAUCUAGGUAUGUCCGAGUGUGCAUGCAAAUAGGAAUGGAUUCCUAUUGAUUCUCAUGGCACCAACCGUGUCAUCUAGGUAUCUUUGAGCAUUCCUAUUGAUUCGAAUGAUGUUAGUACUAAUGUCUUCUUAUAGAAAAUGCAGCUGGCUAAAGCAACCAAAAAUUUUUUUGCUUUGAAUGCAUCGUCAUUGAUCAUGACCCUGAAGAUAACCUAGAUAAGGAUCCUGAAGAUAGGGAUUUGAAUGGAACUAAUAAAGAAAGUAAAAAUUCAAUUGUUAUAAGUAGAGUGGAGAAAAGCGAACAAAGAGAGAUUUGGUAUAAAAUUCAAGACAGAGAAGGUAUGGGUGGUAAUAAUGUUCAGACUUCAGAGUAACAUUUCUACCAAUAGGAGGGGUUCAAUUGCUGCUGCUAUUGUGGUUGUAGCUACAGAGAUCUGGGGAACCUCUAGGUGGCAUGGUCAGGCAGCUUUCGAUGGAUCAGUUUGACUCCACAGAGCGCCAUAAGGGACAAGAAUCUAUUGGAUAGACAAGUAUAUGUCAUUAUGGUGGCUUGGAAGCCACAAAUGAUCGAAGCAGAUGACUACAUAAUGAAAUUGGCUAGACAUGCAAAGCUAUCAGAUCAUCUUAUGAUAACGAAAUUCACCAGAUGCACAUGCCGGAUGCUUAUAUGUGGGUUUAUUUGAACUUGGUUGAUUUUUUGCUUUGCAUACACUAUUUCUUACUAAGAAGAAGUGAUGAAAGUGGCUGGAACUAGGUGUUGACGUCUUCUUGAUUUUCUGUUGAAGAUAAUUAAUAUUACAUGGGAUCAAAUAAGAGAUGCAAUUCUGCAUCUACAAUGGACGACAGAGGCAAAUCAUCUACGCGUUUCUGCUUAUUCCCUAAAGUGCGCUCUGCAAGCUUUGGUCCAGGAAACUCACCAGUCUACCUCAAUGUGUAUGACUUAACACCCAUUAAUGGUUAUCUCUACUGGACGGGGCUUGGCAUCUUUCACUCUGGUGUCGAAGUACAUGGCGUAGAGUAUGCUUUUGGAGCUCAUGACUUUGCAACUAGUGGCGUAUUUGAGGUUGAGCCUCGGAGUUGCCCAGGUUUUAAGUUUAGAAAAUCAAUCUUCGUUGGAACAACAUCCAUGGACCCAAUUCAGGUUAGGGAGUUCAUGGAGCGCCAAUCUGCAAGUUACAAUGGUGACACAUAUCAUUUGAUCGUAAAAAACUGCAACCAUUUCUGCAAGGAUAUCUGUUUUAAGCUCACAGGGAACACAAUCCCAAAAUGGGUGAAUCGGCUAGCAAAAAUAGGGUCACUCUGCAACUGCAUUCUUCCUGAAGCUCUGAAAGUAACUCCAGUUCGAGAUGACCCGAAUGACCAAAGUUUGGAUAGUGAGAAGAGGCGACUUCGAGGCUCCUUCAGUUGCUUGUCUUCAAUCUCGAUGCGGCAGAAGCAAUUGUCAUCAUCUUCAAUGUUUCUACAAUCACCGUUAAAAGGUUGCCUACCACCCAGAGGCAUGAGCAAAUCCAGAUCGUUGAAAGAAAUGUAAGAAAAAACAUAUUGCAAUCAUUUUCUCUUUUUAAAAAGUAUUUAGGGACGAGCUUGUGGAAGAUUUGUUUUGCUCACUGUCACUAUUAUUGAAGUGUGAUAAGUAGGUUUCGUGAGCUGUAGCAGGAAAAACCAAACAAAAAGGAAAAAGAAAGCAUGUAGAGAUCUUAUUGCUGUUUGUAUAUAUCUGUACGUCCAAUCCCCUAUGUUUCCUAAUAUAAUUGUUUUCUUGACGAA